AUGACCGGCCUUCCCUCAAGCCUGUCAGAAGCAGCCACCGAGGUUCUCCUUGCUGACCUCCUGGAUCGGCCUAUACUGACAUAUGAUCACCUCCUCUACGCCGACUUCCUGAAGAAUCACCUUAUCCCGAAUACGCCCUUCCUCCUCUCAGCCGCGGCCACAUCUUCCUGGUCAUCUCGUCUCGAAUGGACGAUACCGACGACAAAUGCCUCGGCGGGCCCAUCCCGCGCGAACCUCACUGCGCUACGGCGGUACGGACACCACAUCGUGCCAAUAGCCAAUACGGCGCGGCGCGAGUACUCCGAGUUUGAGCGCACUGAGGGACCUCUCUCCGAAGUCCUGGAUAUCUGGGAAGGUAAAGGCAAGCACGAAGAGGCCGGGGGGAAAGGGCUGUAUGUCAAGGAUUGGCAUCUGCUUGAGGAGGUGGAAAGGGCCGGAGGGGGCGCUGGGGAGGUAUAUGAGGUCCCAGAAUGCUUUAGGGAGGACUGGCUGAACCCCGCUUACACCCCAUAUCCCAGGUCUAGUCUAGCGACUCCAGGCCCGGAUCCCGCUUCCUCACCCACAGCCUCCCGAUCCGACUUCCGGUUCACCUACCUCGGUCCCGCAGGCACCUUCACGCCUCUCCAUCGAGACGUCUACGCCUCAUACUCCUGGUCCGCCAACAUCGUCGGAAGGAAGAUAUGGUGGCUCUUCCCGCCGGAUCCAGAGGUAUGGCGGAAGCUGGGCAUACCGGCGCUUGGAGCGUCCGGGAACGACAGUGGAAUGGAAAAGAUGGCUUUCGACGUGAGGGAUCUGGAGGGCGAUGUUGGCGGGAUCAAGAUAUUGCAAGAGGAAGGGGAGGUCAUUUUCGUUCCAUCAGGAUGGUAUCACCAGGUUGUAAAUCUGGACUUUUGCAUAUCGAUCAAUCACAACUUCAUCGCUCCCGCUACCCUGUCCAAGGCUUACGAUGCCCUCGAACAUGCUCAAAUGGCAGUCGAGGAGAGUAUCGCCGAUGUGAAGGACAUGAUACGAUCUAGACUCGGCGACAAGGGAGAGUUCGAUGUCGGUGGUGUUCCGGAAUGGGAGAAGGAAUGGGUCGAUGAGGUGCAAAAGCUGUUGGAGAUGGAUGCCGGGUGGGGAUGGAGGGGAUUCUGGUUAUGCGUCCGGACAAACAUCAAGUCACCGCCAGCGGCAUCGUCUUGCUCGACUCCCACCGGACUACGGAACAGUCCUGCCAGCGGUCCGAGCUAUUGUCCUCGAAAUUGA
This is a messenger RNA of Dioszegia hungarica, 1245 nucleotides long. RefSeq lists its product as uncharacterized. Gene Ontology annotation, cellular component: cytoplasm; nucleus. Gene Ontology annotation, biological process: negative regulation of gene expression; positive regulation of translational termination; protein hydroxylation. The record is from RefSeq and is a predicted model, not a curated record. The transcript has 7 exons. Gene Ontology annotation, molecular function: sequence-specific DNA binding; histone H4R3 demethylase activity. NCBI's taxonomy places the organism in Eukaryota, Fungi, Basidiomycota, Tremellomycetes, Tremellales, Bulleribasidiaceae. The coding region runs from base 1 to 1245 and encodes 414 amino acids.